This is a messenger RNA of Cucurbita moschata (crookneck pumpkin), 630 nucleotides long. Its product is annotated as protein GLUTAMINE DUMPER 4-like. Gene Ontology annotation, biological process: regulation of amino acid export. The record is from RefSeq and is a predicted model, not a curated record. The transcript has a single exon. NCBI's taxonomy places the organism in Eukaryota, Viridiplantae, Streptophyta, Magnoliopsida, Cucurbitales, Cucurbitaceae. The coding region runs from base 138 to 524 and encodes 128 amino acids.
UAAUAAUAAUAAUAAUAAACAGGGAUUUCGUCGCCUAUAAAUAUAAUUGAGGCGGUUCUACUCUCGACGCUCACUUUAAAAAUUUCACCCAAAAUCCAUCACUAUAGUAGUCAGUCCCAGUCCAAUUUUCCGGCGACAUGAGAGCCAUUUCCCCCUCCUCCUCAGCCGCCAUCGCACCGCCGCCACAGACGGCGGCAAUCUGGCAGCGAACUUCAUGGCACUCGCCGGUGCCGUAUCUAUUCGGCGGGCUGGCGGCGAUGGUGGGUCUGAUCGCCUUCGCGCUGCUGAUCCUCGCCUGCUCGUACUGGAAAUUGUCGACCCAAGAAGAAGAAAGAGAUUUAGAGAGCGGAAAUAAUGAACAAACCGACGAGAAAAUCAAAGAGCUGUCGGAAACGAAGGUUUACGAAGAGAAGAUUUUGGUGAUCAUGGCCGGCGAUCAAACGCCCCGUUUCUUGGCCACGCCGGCGACCCCCAAUUUUCCCUCCGUCAACUCCCAUUCUAAUGAUGAUGACGAAGCUGACUGAAUUAGGACUAAUAAUUAUCUUUCUUUUUUUUUUUUUUAUAACCAAAGUUACCAAUUUUUGGGUGUAAUGAGAAUGUAAAUUUUAGAACAGAAAUAAUUAAAUUUUG